This is a messenger RNA of Xyrichtys novacula (pearly razorfish), 13487 nucleotides long. Lineage: Eukaryota; Metazoa; Chordata; Actinopteri; Labriformes; Labridae. The record is from the annotation of a GenBank genome assembly.
UAACACGCAUGCGCACGCUUCAAACAUAACGGCGGAGUUUAUUAAGAGAAGUUUAGAGGAAGAGUGAAGAGAGAGAGAGAGAGAGAGAGAGAGAAGAACCAAAAAGAGAGGAGGACAGAGAGACCGAGUCUGCAGGUGGGAAACUCUCCAAAUCUGUUGAUAUAUACAGGAUACUCCAGGUCUACUCUGAACUUUAGAGAAUAUCCAAGUUUAUCAUCACCAUUUCAGACCGUUUCAUUUUUGUUUUCCUCUCUGAUGACAUUUAAUAUUUAAGCAGAAAGACAAGAGAAGAGAGUCAAACUGAAAAAAAAACAACUUUAUUCCUACGGAACUGAGUUUUUAAUAUUAUUAUAAGCAUUUUUAUUCUGUUCUAUUCUAAGAGUAUUUUGAGUCUGUAAUCGUCGUUGAUUUUUUGUUCAAACUGACCUUUAUUAGUAAAGGUGUACAGUCAUGACAGAGGUGCGUGUGAGAAGAGAUAAUGUCAAAUAAAAUAACUUCAAAUAUGUUUUUAGAUUAUUACAGUUUCAAUCAUAUGAUUCAGAGUUGGUCUGAUGAUGACUUUCAUGCAUAUGAAAAAUGUUAAGACAGCAUUAUCAAGAACUUUUUUUACUGGUGAUCAAAUAAUUAAAGUGUGUUUGUAUUUUGUUCUUGAUGUUGUGUUUGUUGUUGCAAUUAUUUCAGUAUUUUUGUUGUUGUUUUUGGGUUUGUGGUGUUUGUUGUUGUUGCUUAUAUAAUUGAUUUUUCUGUUGUGUUGUUGACAUUAUUUCGGUAUUGUUUUUGUUUGUUGAUAGGUUUGUUUUUUAUUGUUGUUGUUAAUAUUUUUUUAUUUCUGUUGUGUUUGUGUUGACAUUCUUUUAGUAUUCUUUUUGUUUGGUGUUUGUUGUUGUUGUUUAUUUUGUUAUUUAUAUUAUUGUUUUUUCUGUUGUGUUUGUUGUUUUGUUUCUUUUUUGUUGUUUUGGUUUUUGUUGGGUUUGUUAUUGUUUAUUUUGUUGUAUUUAUAAUUGUUAUUUAUGUUGUGUUUGUCUUGUUUGUUGUUGACGUUAUUUCGGUUUUAUUUUUGUUCUUGUUUUUUCUUGUUUUUAUUUUUGUUUUUUAUAUUGUUGUUAAUUCUGUUCUGUUUGUCGUGUUUGCUGUUGAAAAAAUUCAAGUAUUCUUUUUGUUUGUUGUUGGGUUUUUGUUGAUUUUGUUGUUUAUAUAAUUGUUAUUUUUGUUGUGUUUGUGUUGACAUUAUUUUAGUAUUCGUUUUGUUGCUGUUUGGGUUUGUUGUUGUUUGUUGUUGUUGUUUAUAUUAUUGACAUUUCUGUUUGUGUUUGUUGUUGUUUAUUUUGUUGUUGAUAUUAUUGUUAUUUCUGUUAUGUUUGUUGUUGUUUAUUUUGUUGUUUGUAUUAUUGUUAUUUCUGUUGUGUUUGUUGUUGUUUACUUUGUUGUUUAUAUCAUUAUUUCUGUUGUGUUAGUUGUUGUUUAUUUUGUUGUUGAUAUUAUUGGUAUUUCUGUUCUGUUUGUUGUUGACAUCAUUUAAGAAUUUGUUUUGUUGUGGUGGUUGCCCUUGGGGUUUGUUGUUUAUUUUGUUGUUUAUAUUUUUGUUAGUUGUGCAGUGUUCAUCGUUGAUAAUUUUGGUAAUCGUUUUGUCGUUUUUUUUGUUUUAAUUGUUUUUGUUUAUAUUAUUGUUAUUUCUGUUGUGUUUGUUGUUCUGUUUCUUUUUUGUUGUUUAUAUUAUAAUUUCUGUUGUUUGUUGGUGACAUUAUUUCGGUAUUCCUUUUGUUGUUGAUUGGAUUUGCUGUUAUUUAUCUUGUUGUUUAUAUUAUUGUUAUUUCUGUAAGGGGUUUUAUUUUGUUCCUUUCUUUGUUUUAUCUGUUGCCGUUUGGGUUUGUUGUUGUUUAUCUUGUUGUUUUGUUUGUUUUUGUUAAUUUUGUUCUUUAUAUAAUUGUUAUUUCUGUUGGGGAUGUUGUUUUGUUGUUGUGGUUGCCGUUUGGGUUUGUUGUCGUUUAUUUUGUUGUUUUGUUUGUUUGCUGAUGUUGUCGUUGUUUGUUUUCCUGUUGUUCCCGUCGUUUUUGUUUGUUUUUGUGAGCGUUGAUGUGAUGUUGUUAUUUUGGUUUUGUUGACUUUGUCUUUGAAGAUAAAAUAUACAGGUAAUCAGUCGCUUUUAUCUCAUAUCAUUCAUAUGAUCUUAUUUAUUAUAUCAAUUAUCAGGAUGGAUGUGACAUCACCCAAUAACGGCUCUGACAUCACUGAGGGCGGGACCACUAAGAAUCAAUCAGAAUGCAUCUCCAGUCAGCCGACAGCCAAUGGGACGCUGCUACAUCACAGCACAGGUGAGACAGAUGGAUCUAACUACAGAGUGAGACUACAGAGUGAGACUACAGAGUGAGACUACAGAGUGAGACUACAGUGUGAGACGCUGACGAUAAAAACUGUGAAAAUGAAAAAUUCUCUCAGACGAACGUUAUUUUACUGGAUCAGAACACUCGGCGUCAUAUAUGAAUGUGUUCCUUAAUUCUUAGUCUGACUGUGAGGGAAACAGGGUCCGAUAAAUCACCAGGUUCAGAGGUCAACAGCGUAGCAUCUAGAGUUUUAUUCAGAUUUAGGAAAAACUGAAUCAUGAGGAUUUCAUCAGGAGGUUUGGUUUCAUGUACACUCCUCCUGACCUGAGAGCACUUUAACUGUCCGACGUCAGGACCACGAGGCUACUUCCUGUUUCAGGACUUGUUCUUUAUUUUUACCCUGAGCUGAGACUGGCAGGCCCCACUUCCUGUCAGGCAGCAGCUCAGUCUCCAAACAGGUCCACACACUUAAUACUCACGGAUAAACAGAGGAUGCUCUCCGGGCGGUUUCCGUCUGAGGUCCGGAUCUGUUAUUUUCAGGUUCUAAACACUGUCUCUGAACUCGGACCUCAAAUCUGUCAACCCUUUAAUAUUUCAUCUUUAUUUCGUCUCUCUAUAAAGGUCGUAUCCUCCGUUCACAGCUGAUCAUUUCCAUUCAGGUUAACGUGUCAAUUUCCACCGACUUCUUUCCGUUCCUCUGCAGAUCCCCGGACUCCACAGCUGAUUGCAGAAGUUCUAUUUUUUCCGGACGCCGGAGCGUGGCGGAUAAAUUCAGCACAGAUUACCCCACCCUGAGACAACUCGUUAUUGCGCGAUUGCACAUGAAUCCGCAAGUUCAUGUGAGUUCUCGCGAAUCCUUUGUCCAUAAUCUGCCACAAAAUUUGCCUCACGAAUGGAUCUGGUAGGAAUUGACGUACAAUGAAAAUUGCCUACGUUCCGUAUCGAAGCAGUUGUGGUUGCAGUCGAAAUCCCAGGUUACAGCUAAAACCCACAGGAUCCGGCAUGGCAGGCGGAACAAACACGCAAGCAUUAUAACCAAUGUGUGUGUGAUUCCAUACAAUCUGUCUGCCGUCCGGCUCUGCUGCAGAAUUGGCUCCUGCGGCCAAAUAAGAUAUGCAAAGCCUCUAUUUUUGCUGGACGCCACAGCACGGUGCAUCAAUUCAGUGCAGCGCAACAAACCCAUGAGCAGCAGCGGAAAUUGGAUAAUAGGAGAGGCCAGGGUUGUGGGAUAUGGGUGUCGUUUAUUUACACCUUGUGAGAUCUCGUCCAGUCUCGUGAGAAAUAUCAGUAAUCUUGCAAGUGCUUCUCCUUCAAUGGCGGAGGUGGAUCUGAUUCGGUGGGCACUGUACGCUUCCAUAUUUCAUCCAUCAGCUGUUCCAGAUCUGGAUUCCCGGGUUCGUCUGACUUUACCUGACUUUAUCUGAUUCAAGAUGGCUGUGUUGUUCUGCUUUAAACCCUGUUCCUGCAGAAGAAGCCCCUCCCCCUCCCUCUAAUAGGUCAGAGGAUGCUGAGAGCAGUGAUGACUCUUUGAUUGACAGCUGCUCUACUAACGACAUCUCUCACCUCCUGCCCGCCCCGUCCACCUCUGCUCUACAAAAACAGAUAGGUAACUGAACACUUGAGCUCACCUCUCUCAGCAUGACGUCAACUCUGACAUCAUCACUGGUGUCUCUCUUCCUCUCAGGUGGGGACUCCUCAUCCAUGUCAUCCACUCCCAUCGUCACUCCUCCUUCCUCCUUCCUCUCCUCACCUCCUCCCUCUCGAUUGUCCACCUGUGACAGAGACACCUGCAGCUGUCACCGUCACCGUCACCACCACAGCACCGACCCAAAGCGUCUGUCCUCCACUAGAAGCCACGCCUCCAUGAAGACAGACGCCGCCCACAUUAAGGAGGUCGCUGGUGAUGGUGAGUGUGAGGUUCGUUUAGAGAAACAGGUGAUGGGGUCUUUGAAUCUGACGGUUGAUCCUCUGAGGAGCACGAUGAAAACCAGAUAUAACAGAGUGUCAUCAGCGUAUCAGUUGAUAUUAAUCUCUGCAGAUUAGAUUCUCCUUCUUUCUCACUGAGCUCAUACAAACCUGAGUAAGAGGAGGUAACAGGUGUUAAAAAAUGACACACCUCACUGUAAAUCAUCCCGUCUGACCUGCAGGGUCACGACACGUGGAAACAAACAUUUAAAAACCAGGAAACUGGAACAGGAUCAGAGCGAGCGACAGUCUCACAGGGUUUUCACAUUAAACAGAACUUUAUCAGCUGAAAGCCUUCAACAUGGAGGUCUGCUUAUCUCUGCUCAACACACACACACGCACGCACACACACGCGCAAACAUACACACACACACGAACGACCCCUCCCAGCAUCAGUUGGUCUGGUUUCUAUCCACUCACACCCUAAAAGACCUGAAUCAACUUUCAGACUCCAGAACCUGGUCUGCUGGGUUUGCAAAAGUCUACAGAGGGUUGGUAAAAGAAAAACUGAGUUAGGAAAAUAAAAAGCAUAAACCUAAACAGAAUACAAUGAUUUGCAAAUCCUUUUCAACCUAUAUUCAGUUGAAUACACUACAAAGACAAGAUAUUUAAUGUUCAAACUCAUAAACUUUAUUUUUUGUUUUGCAAAUAAUUAACUCAGAAUUUCAUGGCAGCAACACGUGACAAAGAAGUUGGGACAGGGGCAUGUUUACCACUGUGUUACAUCACCUUUCCUUUUAACAACACUCAAUAAAUGUUUGGGAACUGAGGAGACUAACUGUUGAAGCCUUGAAGGUGGAAUUCUUUCUCAUUCUUGCUUGAUGUACAGCUUCAGUUGUUCAACAGUCCAGGGUCUCCGUUGUCAUAUUUUACGCUUCAUAAUGCGCCACACAUUUUCAAUGGGAGACAGGUCUGGACUGCAGGCAGGCCAGUUGAGUACCCGCACUCUUUUACUACAAAGCCACGCUGUUGUAACACGUGCAGAAUGUGGCUUGGCAUUGUCUUGCUGAAAUAAGCAGGUGUGUCCAUGAAAAAGACGUUGCUUGGAUGGCAGCAUAUGUUGCUCCAAAACCUGUAUGUACCUUUCAGCAUUAAUGUUGCCUUCACAGAUGUGUAAGUUACCCAUGCCUUGGGCUCUAAUGCACUCCCAUACCAUCACAGAUGCUGGCUUUUGAACUUUGCGUCGAUAAUAGUGCAGAUGGUUCUUUUCCUCUUUGGCCCGGAGGACACGACAUCCACUAUUUCCACUUUGCAUCAGUCCAUCUUAGAUGAGCUCAGGCCCAGAGAAGCCGGCGGCGUUUCUGGAUGUUGUUGAUAAAUGACUUUCACUUUGUAUAGUAGAGUUUUAACGUGCACUUACAGAUGUAGCGACGAACUGUAUUUACUGACAGUGGUUUUCUGAAGUGUUCCUGAGCCCAUGUGGUGAUAUUCUUUACACAUUGAUGUCAGUUUUUGAUCCAGUGCCACCUGAGGGAUCGAAGGUCACAGGCAUUCAAUGUUGGAUACUGGCCAUACCGCUUACGUGCAGUGAUUUCUCCAGAUUUGAUGAUAUUAUGGACUGUAGAUGUUGAAAUCCCUAAAUUCCUUGCAAUUGUACUUUGAGAAACUUUGUUCUUAAACUGUUGGACUAUUUGCUCAUGCAGUUGUUCAAAAAAGUGGUGAACCUCGCCCCAUCCUUGGUUGUGAAUGACUGAGAAUUUUUGGGGAAGCUGCUUUUAUACCCAGUCAUGGCACCCACCUGUUCCCAAUUCGCCUGCUCACCUGUGGGAUGUUCCAAAUAGGAGUUUGAUGAGCAUUCCUCAAAUUUCUCAGUAUUAUUUACCACCUUUCCCAACUUCUUUGUCACGGGUUGCAGCCAUAUAAUUCUAAAGUUAAUGAUUAUUUGCAAAAAAAAUAAAGUUUAUGAGUUUGAACAUUAAAUAUCUUGUCUUUGUAGUGUAUUUAAUUGAAUAUAGGUUGAAAAGGAUUUGCAAAUCAUUGUAUUCUGUUUUUAUUUACGUUUAUCACAAUUUACAGGCCAAAAGUUUGGAAGCAAGAUCAGAUUUGUACAGAAAAAAGAUCAUAGUUUCAUAUAUAUAAUUUGCAACACAAUAAACAUGACUAUUGUGUAAAGAGUAACUUAUCAGAAGACAUUUUGACUAUAAUUAUGAGGUAUUUGAGUUAUUGUUGCUUAGACUUUGCUUUCUUUACAGUAACCUCCUCUGGCUUUAACAACAGCUUGGCGUAUACCAGGCAUUCGUUCCACAAGUUUUUUAAGGUAUGUUCCAGGGAUUGCAUUCCAAGCUUUCCUAAAUUCAUUAAAAAGAGACUGCUGAUUCGUGGGACAUUUUUCUGACCGAUCGAUCUAAUUCAUCCCGCACAAGCUCAAUGUGUCCCUCUCUACUUUAAAGGACAUAGUCGGCCAUAUGAAGCCUUCUGGUUCCCCUGCAGAUGCCAUCCCCCCUCGCUUGUUGAAAGAAGUACUUGCUACUAUUGGACCAAGUGUCCUUAAUAUUGUAAAUAGUAGCCUCUCCUCUGGUACAGUACCUGUGGAUUUUAAACAUGCUGUAGUACGACCUCUACUAAAAAAACUGGCCUUGACCCAUCCCUCUGUGCCAGUUUCAGACCCAUCUCAAAUCUUCCAUAUCUGUCCAAAAUUCUAGAGAAGGUUGUCUACAAUCAGCUGUUACCAUUUUUGGAAGAUAAUGGUAUCACAGAGUUGUUCCAGUCUGGUUUUAAAGCUCUCCACAGGACAUAGUCAGCACUAAUGAUGUGUCUAAUGAUAUUCUCAUGUCAACAGACUCUGGAAAGUUUGUUGUCCUAGUGCUCCUAGAUCUGUCUGCUGCAUUUGACACCGUUGACAUUUUAAUCUCUCGCCUGGAGCACUGUGUGGGCAUUAAGGGUGUCGCCCUGGACUGGUUCCGGUCUUACUUAAGGGACAGAAGUUUCUGCGUUCAACUAGACAACUCUGUGUCGUCAACAGCUCCUCUUCCACAUGGGGUCCCCCAGGGCUCAAUCCUCAGCCCUCUUUUAUUUGCCUUUUAUUUACUCCCCCUUGGUUCUGUUUUUAGGAAACAUGGCAUUUCCUUUCAUUUUUAUGCCGAUGAUUGCCAGAUUUAUCUUCCACUAGUACAGAACAACUCCGGCUCAGUCCAACAACUCACUGACUGUCUUAAGGACAUUAAAGCCUGGCUUUCUUUUAACUUCCUCAGUCUUAAUGGGAACAAGACCGAUGUAAUGAUGUUUGGACCAAGUGGCGGCCACCCCCCCAACAUCAACCUAGGCUCCCUCUCACCCUAUCUGAAGGAUGUCGUCACUAAUCUGGGAACUAAGUUUGACCCUGAUUUUAAAUUUGAGAAGCAGAUCAGCGGGGUGGUACAAAAAGGUUUUUAUCAGCUACGUCAAAUAGCGAAGGUGAAGCCCAUUUUAUCAAGAUCUGAUCUGUAAAAAUUAAUCCAUGCUUUUAUCACUACCUGUCUUGAUUACCGCAACUCUUUGUACAUAGGGAUUAGCCAGGCUUCCCUUGCCCGCCUGCAGCUGGUGCAGAACUCUGCUGCACGUCUCCUGACCCAGACCCGCAGGUGUGAGCACAUCACCCCCAUCCUGGCGUCCUUACACUGGCUCCCUGUACAGUACAGAAUUCAUUUUAAGCUUUUAAUAUUUGUUUUCAAGGGCCUGAACAAUCCGGCUCCACCCUAUAUUUCUGAGAUGCUCCAGCCUUAUUGCCCACCCCGACCCCUAAAAUCAGCUGAUCAACUGUUCCUAAUGGUCCCCAAUACAAGGCUGAAGCUCAGAGGGGAAAGAGCAUUUGCCACUGCUGCUCCUAAGCUCUGGAAUGAGUUGCCCUUGAAAAUCAGACAGGCCUCCUCAUUUCCCGUUUUUAAAUCCCUUUUAAAAACGCACUUUUACUCCUUGGCUUUUGAUACAUUGUAGUGUUAUUUUGUUUUUUUAUCAUCUUAGCACCUGCCAUGAGCCUGAUUAUUUAUAUACUUAUUUAUUCUUUUGCAUUAAUGUAUUUCUGCUCACUUCAUCUUGUUCUCUGAUUGUUUUAUUUGUUUUUAUGUGUCAUUGUACAGCACUUUGGCUACCCUUGUGGUUCUUUUAAAUGUGCUUUAGAAAUAAAGUUGAUUGAUUGAUUGAUUGAAUUGGAGAAAGGCCUGGAGACUGAGGGGGCCAAACCAUCUCUUGAAGAACACCUUCCUCUUCUUUUUUGUCUAGGUAACCCUGACAGAGCUUGGCAGAGUGCUUAGGGUCAUUGUCUUACUGCAAAACAAACUUAUGAGCCACAAGUCUGAGUCCAGAUGGACCAGCAUGGUGCUGGAGGAUGGAGUGGUACUGUUCCUUCUUCAUGAUUUACUUCAAACAAAUCUCCUACUCCAUCACCUGCAAAACAUCCCCAUACCAUGGAACUACCACCUCCAUGCUGAAUUGUGGGUGUAACACAUGGUGCUUUCAGUCCUUCACCAGUUUGUCUGCGGACAUAGACUCUGCGUUUUGAACCAAACAGUGUAAACUUGUUUCUAGUCAUCAUAAAUCCAAUUUUUGUGAACCUUUGCCCACUCAUAUCUCUUUUCUUGUUCUGUGGACGAAGUGGUGUUUUUCUGCAGAUACACAACCCUUCAGACCAGCCUUUCUCAAACGUCAUUUCACAGUUGUCAGAGAUAUGGGUUUCGACCUUGUCAUGUUGAUUUCCUCCCUUAUUCGUGGUGCUGUCUUUCACCGAUCUCUCUUACUGGUGACAAUGCUAUGUUUAUCCUCUGCUUUUGUAGUGACUCUCUUUCGUCCAGGCCUUUUUCUAUCAUCAGAACUUCCAGGUUCCUCUAGUCUCUUCAGAGUGUAGUGGACUCCUUUGUUAAACACCUUUAGGCGUUUUGUAAUUUCUCUUUCUGUGUAUCCCCCUUUCCUCAAUGUACAAAUAUGUACUUUUGUUUCUUUACUCAGUUUCUUCUUUCUAGCCAUUUUUGUGGUAGUUUGAACGCAGUUGAGAUUUAUUAGGAUUUUUGUAUGCAGACUCUCAAAAGCCAAAAAGUUGACGUGAAUAAUCCAACUGUGAUUUGUUUUUUUGCUUUUGCACUGAAGUUGUGACUCUUGAAAAUGUUUUCAACCCUAAAACUAAGCCCUUAUCUUUUGCUGACAUAUAUUAAGCAAUGGUCUGUUAACAUCAAUGUAUAAUAUCUAAAGGUAAAUGGAGUAACAUGGUGCAUUUCCAUGAAAGAAACAUCUGAUCAUGGAGUGAAUACAUCCCAAAAUACAUGAAACUCAUGCUGGAUUUAAAAAAAAAAGCAUUGUGAACAAAAACUUGAAGUUACUCCCAACUGUUCAGCUUGUAAUGGCCUUGCUUCCAAACUUUUGGCCUGUAGUGUACAUGUUACAGCACUGACUGAAGCUGCGUCCGAAUUGCCAAGUAGUAGUCGAAGUAGUAGUCGAAGUAGUAUCUAGCAUGUCCGAAUUGGCCACCGGAGCGAGUAGCAUGCUACUUCAGAUACUAUUUCAGAUACUAGACACGCCCACAUUGUAGGUUGGUCGCGGUGCAUCCUACGGGCAUGCUACUGACCCAAAAUGCACCGUGGGCUUCUUCUUCGUCCUCUUAAAAGUUGUAGAAGCGCAUGUGAUGCUAGCGCCACCAGCUGCUCUGCCUAUUUAAAUGUGUCGCGAACGCCGGCUGACCACAGCAGCGCGCACCAUGGCAGAGCAGCAGCAGCAGGGGGCAGGACCGCAGCAGUACAGAUGUAAGUUUCAUGUAACUUCACACACUGUCCUAAAAUAAUGUACGGUUGUAUCUCUUUGUCAUGUCAUGGUGUCAUAUAAUCAUUUUAUGAGCAAACAUGUGGCGACAUCAUGGAGGUAAAGCUCACUUAUUCCAUCAUUAAACUGCACAGCUGCAGUAAUCAGGCAGAUCUCAUUGAACAAACGAUCACCACGUGAGUGAAUGAAGGCUAAAAGUCAUGGAAAAGCUACUUUGUGAAUUUCUAAAUAUGAGUUUCUAGUUUCUCACUUGCACAAUUACCAUUCAGAGUCUAAAACGGGCGCAGUACCUACUCUCUGCCUGCGGGGGUCGUCUUUCCCCACCGCUCGUCUAGUGUGUCCGAAUUGGGCCAACGUGUUUAGUAUGUAGGAGUAGGAUCUAGCAGUAGCACGUAGCAGUAGCAUGUAGUAUGCGAGCGGGCAAUUCGGACGCAGCAACUGUCUCCUGUUUUUUUCAGACUGUUGCGUUCACUGUCUCCCGUUUUUUUCAGACUGUUGCAUUCACUGCCCUCUGUUUUUUUUAAGUCUGUUACAUUCACUGUCUCCCGUUUUUUUUUUCAGACUGUUGCGUUCACUGUCUCCUGGCCUGUCUCUUUUGUGAGAUGCUGUCCAUGUGUUCGGCCCUGGGCGAUUGUCUCGCUUGUGGAGUGGGUGAAGCUUUGUGCUGCGACGCCUCGGUUUGUUGCUGCUGCUGCGUUGAGGCGGCGGGGGAGGCGGCGUGUACGGAGGAGGCAUGUCAGGCCGUGUUGGAUUGUGGGAUUCUGGAGGACUGCUGUGGCUCGUCUGACUGUUUGGAGGUCUGUUUGGAGUGCUGCUCGAUCUGCUUUCCUUCAUAGAUUAGCCAAUCAGAGAAGGACUACAUGGUUAUGUCACAGAAACAUUGUCACCUGGCUGUGCUCACCUUCGAUUAACGGCUCUUGGAGGAGUCAGAGAAACUUCUGGACUGUUCUAAUGAAGUUUAUGAAUCAAUCGUCUGCUUGUUAAUCUAGAUUAUUUCUGAGUAAUAAAACAGAACAUGAAAUCUAACAUAAUUAAAACAUGAAAACGUUCAGUGUUCAUCAGGAUUCUUUCUCUGCAGGGAUUAACACAGUGACAGAUUCAAUUAUAACUCAGUAAUCUAAUGCCUGUUGUUUCUGUCCUACCCGACUGAAGAAGACCACUGCAGACUGACAGACCUCGAGCUCGAAGGUGGUCCAUCUAUGACCUGCAACACCCGGCAUACAGAACUGUCAAUGAGCAACAUAGAAGUGGAAAUAGAUCCUAAAUGAACAUGAUCGAUGACCCAGUCUGGUACACACCGUUGACACCCCCUCCAGAGAUGAAUGUUGUCGACCGCUUGCUUCUAUAGUUAUACCAACUUUAUUAACAACCGCAGGAUAGCAAUACAGAGAGCCACGCCCCCAACCAAAACGCCACUCUAUAGCCAUAAAUAAUGCUCAGAACAGCACCUAACUUCAUCAACAGGACAUAUAGGGUCACAGACAUAGUACUAGACACCAAACAUCUUUUUAACUUUGACUCAUUUCUUUAGCAAAGAGACUAAACACAACUCACCUACUCUCUUCCAGCAGACGCUUGUUUGUAGAGAGACCUCAGGCCAGUCCAUUAUGGUCUACAGCGGGGUGCCGCAGCUCAAGGAAGAACAUUUAUGAUCAUUUUUUUUAUCAUUUCCUUCAAGUAAUAAUCAUCAUAUUAAUCAUUUUACAGAUGUGGUAGUUCUUCUGCUUUAACAUCUCGGUCUUAUUGUAUUUCCAUGAAGAAAUGAUCAUAAAUGUUCUUCCUUGAGCUGCGUCACUCCACUGUAGUCCGUAAUGCAGAGGUUCUCAACCACCGGGCCCCAGACAUACAUUUUUUUUUGUAGGAUGGUAGGGGAAUGUCCCGCCCUCCUUCACCUCUGAUUGUCCAGAAGUGCUGGGCUCUGAUUGGUUCUUCAUAAUGGCUGUGAAAUGUCAUGGUCUGUCGGGUUAGGGUUAGGACAGGGGUCGGCAACCCGCGGCUCUGGAGCCGCAUGCGGCUCUUUCUUCCCUAAGCUGCGGCUCCCAAUGGAUUUGGAAAAUAAAUAAUAAAUACUUAAUUGCAUUUUAUUUUAUUUUAUUAUUAUUAUUAUUUUGUAAUUCUAAAUUCAAAGAUUAUAAUGCUCUUGUAACAUUAAAUAAACUAUUAAGGCUGCAACAACGAAUCGAUUAAGUAGAUUCGUCGUGACGAAAAAAUCUGUUGCCAUCAAAUUCUGUAAUCGAUUCGUCGGGUCUUUAUAUAUGUCCAUGGACACCGGCGUGUAAACGUCAGCAGGACGCACAGAAAAGAAACAGCCAUGGCCGAGGCAGCGGCUGAGAAAAACAUGGACACAACCCAACCCAAAUCCCGACCUAAAACAUCAGUGGUGUGGGAAAACUUCACCAAGACUGAAAAGGAAGGCGUUCAGUGCAACAUUUGCAAAGACCGUUUUGCAUGGCUCGGGAGUACAUCAAUGAUGCGUGAGCACAGGGCUCUCAAGUCUCACGCAUUCAGCGUAUGACACACGCAUUCCCACUCGUUCACACGCUCACACACCACACAUUGUAUUUCUCACGCAUUUAAAUGAACAUGGUGAUGUCCACCAAGUUGCACUUCUUCAACUAUGGAACAGGUGGAAAUCAACUGAGUUUCUCCGAGAGUUCAGAAGCUGCGUGCCACGCACAAGCCAAUCAAAUAAAGUAUAUCUACUGAACAGCCAAUCAAAAAGCAGCAUUGCUGUAUCCGGGUAGAUUUUGAUAUCUUGUGGUUUAACUACAGAAGAAGACAGACACUCGCCGGAAUAGUUCAUUUAUUUCAUAAAUGCAACUCGCUACAGUUUUUUAUAUACUUUGUAUAAAGGUAAAAAAAAAAAAAGAUAUAUGUAAAGUUAUCUUCAUUUUAGAUGUCAAAGAGGUUUUGUGGCUCCCUGUGUUUUCUUUUCUGUGGGAAACUGGUCCAAGUGGCUCUUUGAGUGUUUAAGGUUGCCGACCCCUGGGUUAGGAGAUUCAGAAUUCCGAUAAUGUUCUGUUCGAUGUACAGAGCCGACAAUCCACAUUUGGCUUUAGUGUGUGUUUCCAGCUUUUCUAGCCAAUCAGAGGCGAAGGAGGUGGGACUUCCCCCUACCAUCGUACAAAAAAAAAAAAUAUCGCGCCCCGGACUGGUACCAGUCCGUGGAUUAAUUGGUACUGUGCCGCAAAAAAAAAUAACGAUGAUUAAAUAAUUUUUUUUCUUCUUAUCCGUCCUCCCUUUUAUCUUAUUUUGAAAGACCACCACUUCCGCCAUCGCCUCACUUUCACGCUCAACUCUUCGGCAAGUCAUUUUCCUGCAUCAGCAACACAAGCUAGCCUUUGCAAAAAUGAGCCAGAAACAGUUCAGUGGAAAGAGAAAGGGUUGGUUCUGCAUUAUGGUGAGUUGUUGUUAAAGUGUAAUGAAAAGUGCCAUAAAUAAAGCUUAAUUGUUGUAUCCCAUAGACUGUAUACAAAA